Malaclemys terrapin pileata is the source of this 665-nucleotide messenger RNA. RefSeq names its product coiled-coil domain-containing protein 86-like. The record is from RefSeq and is a predicted model, not a curated record. Gene Ontology annotation, cellular component: nucleolus. Lineage: Eukaryota; Metazoa; Chordata; Testudines; Emydidae.
GAGCCAGGAAGCGAUAAUCUUCUUAAUCUUAAUCCAGGCUGGAGCUAGACACGUGGGGAUGGAGCCGGUUCGGGGCUUCAGGGCCAGGAGGCGGCUGCGGAGGAGCCGGAGGCUGCAGGCGCAGGGGCUAGAGCCGGCGCCCAAGCGACGCCGGGAGGAGCCUCUGGCUCCGCCGGUCGGCCCCGAGGACAGGCAAGCAGGUGCCCCCGGGGAGCCCGGCCGUGGCGAGACCCUGGGGGUGGCACCGGCACCGGCUCUGGCCCUGCAGCGGCGGAAUCCGGCCAAGAAGGGCAAGGAGGCGCCGGCGGUUCCCAAGGGAAAACCUAAAUCUGGGCGGGUGUGGAAGGAUCCCGGCAAGAAGCAGUUUUCCCAUAUGAUUCAGGACAAGCCUCUCCGCACCUCCUGGGAGCGAAAGAUGAAAGAGCGCCAGGAGAAGAAAAUAGUCAAGGAUUUUGCCCAGCAUCUUCAGGAAGAAAAACAGAGGGCGCGUGAGGAGAAAAAGCAGCGCCGGGAAGAGAACUUGAAACGACGCCUGGAGAACGAGCGGAAGGCAGAGAUCGUACAAGUGAUCCGGAAUCCGCUCAAGCUGAAGCGUGCCAAGAAGAAGCAGCUACGCCGGAUCAAGAAGCGGGAUACGCUGGCAAGCUAGCCCAGUACAGACAGUU